GUCACAAGCAAAGUACACCACUUCAGUAAUAACAAUAACAAAGAAAAUCAGCUUUCAUGAAGCAUUCAAUCACCCUCAGAUCAGCAGCACCAUCAUCAUCAUCAUCCAUCAAAAACACCCCUUCCUCUUCAUCAUCAUCAUCAUCACCAGCAGCAGCAACACAUCCAACAACACCAAUCCGAUCAGAAUCACAAUCAGAAUCAACCCACGAGAAAUCAAAACCGGACCAGAAACCACCGAUCUGGUGGUCCAAUCUCAUCUUUUUUAUUUCGGUGCAUUUGAUAGGACUAUAUGGAGCGAUAGGAGUUUCGCCGAUCGAGAAGAUAAGCAAGCAGACGAUCCUGCUGACGAUUCUAUCAUGGCAACUGGCCACCUUUGGGAUCACGAUCGGAUACCAUAGGCUGUGGUCCCACAAGUCCUUCAAGGCCUCCAUCGGCCUGCGUUGGUGCUUGAGCUUCUUGGGCUGUCUCGGCUUUCAAGGUAGCAUCAAGUGGUGGGUCUUGAGACAUCGGUUGCAUCAUCGUUGGACUGAUUCCGAAUUCGAUCCUUAUAACUCUAAGAAAGGCCUUUUCUUCUCCCAUAUGGGUUGGAUCUUUAGAAAACCUAAAUACGAAAAACUUAAAUUAAUCGAUCAAACUGAUUUAAACCAAGAUCCAGUGGUCAGAUUCCAACACAAGUAUUAUGUCCCGAUGAGCAUCUUUAUGGGCUUCAUAUUACCGUAUCUGUUGAGUGAGAUGGUAUUAAAGAGCAACCGAGAAUCGAGGCUGGAUGGAUUGAUCUGGGCGGGCUUCGUGUCGAGGAUCCUGAUCUGGCACUUCACCUUCCUGAUCAACUCGUUUGCUCAUUACUAUGGUGAACGCUCCUUCGACCUCGAUAUCUCGGCUAGAUCUAACUUCCUCUUGGCACUCUUCACUGGCGGUGAAGCUAAUCAUAAUUAUCAUCAUGUGUUUCCUAAGGAUUAUAGGAAUGGUCCUGAUAGUUUGGAUUGGGAUCCAUCCAAGUGGAUAAUUUAUCUCUUACAUCGAUAUACGAGUUUGAUACCGAAGAUCAAUUACACGGAGUCGAGUGAGGUAGAAGAGGUACGUCAGAGGGUCUUGAAGAUCACCUCGUCGAAAAGGAAGGAUGGAGGUCGGCCGAGCAAGUUCGAGGACAUCCAUCAGAUCAGCUUGCUUUCAUCCUCUUCAUCCUCCUCCUCCUCCUCGUCCUCUGAUCAUGAGCCGGAAGAUCAUCCGUCGUCCACGGAAACCUCGGAGUAUAAUCCUAAGCGACGAGCCGAUCGGGCGGCAACUACUUCGACCCCGGCUCCUCCUAAGCCGACACUUCCACGUUGGAAACGAGACGAGAUGUUGAUCAAAUUGGUCGAUUAUCAUCAUCAUCAUCAUCAUCAUCUUUCUUCUUCUUCGUCAACUCCGGUCAAGAAACCUUCCCAGCUUCGGAUCCUAGUCAUCGAUAAUUAUCUCGUCGAUGUCACUCAGUACUUUAGAUCGGCUACUCAUCCUGGUGGGAAUCGGAUCCUGGAACGGUUCCAAUUAGAUUUAACGUCGCUUGAUCGAUUAGAAUCUUUACUCAACUCAACACCUUCUUCUGCCACCACCACCACUAUCACGACUCCUCCCCCUCCCACGACGACGACGACGACGACGACGACGACGAAGGGAAUCAAGUCAGAUUCACUCGAGCCUCUUCUCGAUACGUUUACUGAGUUCGAGCGGUUUAAAGAAUCGAUUCGGUUUGGCGAUUGUUCUCUUCAGUUCAGAUUCGAAUUUAAUGUCCAUUCUAGUGUCGCUUGGAUCAAAAUGAAGAACCUUAGGAUCGCUAGAUUGGUCCCUUGAUCCUCUUCUUCCCCUAUCGCUUUAUUCUAUCCUCUGACUUGGUUUGCUUGAAUUAUCUUUUUUUUUAACUUCGAACUCUUUUUUCUGUCGAGCUGUGAACUUUUAUUGAAAAUUAUAAGCACUUCUAUUUCUCUCUCUCUGCUUUUUUUCAUAGAUAUUUCUGAUCUGUUUCUUUUUUAUUAUGCUCAGUUUUUUUGGCUCUGUCUUCUUCUAUAUUUAAAAUCAUCAUCCCCUU
This is a messenger RNA of Puccinia graminis f. sp. tritici CRL 75-36-700-3, 2067 nucleotides long. RefSeq lists its product as uncharacterized. Lineage: Eukaryota; Fungi; Basidiomycota; Pucciniomycetes; Pucciniales; Pucciniaceae. Gene Ontology annotation, molecular function: stearoyl-CoA 9-desaturase activity; iron ion binding. Gene Ontology annotation, biological process: unsaturated fatty acid biosynthetic process. The coding region runs from base 57 to 1832 and encodes 591 amino acids. The record is from RefSeq and is a predicted model, not a curated record. Gene Ontology annotation, cellular component: endoplasmic reticulum membrane. The transcript is spliced from 6 exons.